AUGGAUAAUAAUAGUGCAACACAAUAUAUAAAACAACUUUUACAGAAAAGAUCAUCUAUUGAUGUCAAUGAUGAACAGAUAGAACUUGCCAAAGUGAUGGCAAUUGAAGCCGGUAUCAAUCCCGAUACUCUUAUCAAUCCAGAGUACGAUGGAUUUUUAGUUUCACUAAAGAGAAUCGUUGCGAAAUCACAACAAUAUUCUGAGCAAAUCAAUUUAACAACUGCAACAACAACAACAACAACUACAACAACAAAUGGAGUUAAUAAUAAUAACAAUAAUAAUAAAAACAAUAGCAAUUAUAUAAAGACAACAAGCACAACAAGCACAACAACACCGUCAUCAUCAUCAUCAUCAUCAUCGUCAUCAUCAAAAACAACAUCAACAUCAACAAAACCGAAUAGUAACAGUAAUAAUAAUAGUAAAGAUGAAAUUGUAAAUAAUAUAAAGAGUGAAACAGAUAAUAUUUUAUUGGAGUUUAAACAUUUGGUUUCGCGACGUAACAAGAUUCUGAACAAACUGCUGGGUCUUGAAAAAUUUAUGGAUACGAAAAAGGAAAGAUUCUUUGAGUUGAAUAAUUCUUUAAAUCAGAUAAACAAUGGCAGUGUUUCAACUAACAACAAUAAUAAUAGCAGUAGCAGUAGUAGUAGUAACAGUAGUGGUAGUAAUAGCAAUGGUAAAAAGUCAAAUACAACAGCUAGAAAGAAGAAUGCAAAGAAAGCAAACUCAGAAGAUCUGCGGACUGACCCAGCUCAAAAGUCUGGUGAUCAUCAUCAUCAUCAUCAUCAUCAUCAACAUCAUCAGAGAUUCACAAUCGAUCCCGAUAAGCGUAAAGAGAUCAGAGAGCAACUGGAACAAUUUAUGCGUGAAUACUACCUUUCACUUGGCUGGGGAGAAUCAACCAUCAAAGAGUACAGUCAUCUCGUUGAGAAAGGAACUUUCACAAAUUCAAAGUCAAAAGACGAUUACAUUGCAAACUUUGAGAAUAUAUAUAAUCAACUUUAUCUUCAAUCAAAGAAUCAUAUUAAACUAAAUACAUUCAUAAAUACAAUAAUAUAUAAUAAUAAUAAUAAUAAUAGUAAUCAAAAUAGUAGUAGUAAUAGUAAUAUUGAUAUAGUUAUGGGUGAUGUGGAUGAAGUUGAAACUGUAAAUGAAAAGAAAAAAGACAAAGAUAGAGACAAAGGCAGACACAGAGAGAAAGACAGAAAGAGAGAGAGAGAGAAAGAUAGAGAUAGAGAGAGAAGGAGAGAUAGGGAAAAGGGAACCGAAAGGGAGAAAGAAAAAGAGAGAAAGAAAGAGAAAGAAAAAGAGAGAGAGAAAGAAAAAGAGAAGGAGAAGGAGAAAGAACAAGUGAAAGAAGAGAAAAAGGAGAAGGAGGAGAAAGAGGAGGAGAGUUUUGUUGUUGGUGUUGUUGCAAGUGCACCUAGGAGAAGUGUUAGUCCAGGUCGAUCGAAUCUACCAAGUCAUCUGCCUUUGCAUACCAAUAAUUUGGAUAGUAUACUCAUUGGUUUGAAGUCAUCGUUGCACUCGAUUGGUGCGAGUGAUGUUGGUGCUGCUGGUGCGAAUGGUUCCGGACAUAAUAAUAAUGACAACGACUACAACAACAGAGACGAUACCGAUGCAAUGAAAAUAGAUUCAUCAUCGCCAUCUUCUAAUGAACCAUCUUCUGCAUCUAUAACAACAACAUCAUCAUCAUCAACUGCGACAUCAACGGCUACAUCAAUAAUACCAACAACAAUACCAACACCUGCAAUAACAUCAACGAUAUCUACAACAACAACAACAUCUACAUCUACAACAUCUUUAAAUAGUUCAACUUCACCUGUUAAUAAUAAUAAUAACAAUAAUAAUAAUAAUAAUAAUGAAUUACUAUCACCACUGAUAGUUAUACAACAACAUAAUGAUUCAAUGGAUGAUAAAACCAAUUUUUACAAUACUAUAUCGUUUAUUCCACCGAUCUUGUCGGAUCGGUUGAUAGACGACUACAACGAUACACAUUGGAAAGCAUGGCGAGAGAUUACAGAUUUAAAGCCAAAGAGUAAACUCGAAGAUAAUCUCAUACGUAAAUACUAUGACCUGUCAAAGAGUGAGAAAUCACCGUUCAACACAUUCCUCAUCCAAGCGAUUUCAAUCAUUUUAAAGAGAGAUAUUAUUUAUAUAAGAUCAAUGUUUUUAGAUAUAUUCAAAUCAGAACCAUAUGAAGUAGUUAGACCAAAUGAUUUAGAGAUAAUCAAAGACUAUAUGAAUCGAAAAGAUUUAAAGAUAUCGGAUUUAAAUACACCACAGGCAUUCCAAAAGUUGCUAAUGGAACUACAAAAGAGUAUUGGUGUACAAAUGGAUAUAUUGUCUUCGAAUCUGUUGAAUAUGGCACCGAAACAAAUAGCGGAGCUGUCGGAACGCAACAAAAUACAACUCGAAAAAUCAAAUAUAGAAUCGAUAAGGAAGAAGAGAAGAGAAACAUUGGAUACAUAUAUAACGAUUACAUCAUCACCGUCAUCGUCCAACUCUUCAUCUUCUACCUCUUCAUCGGUUUCUUCUUCUUCGUUCUCACCGACAUCCGCUAGUAAAUCGAUUGGCAGCUGGGGUGUGCGCACACUCACCGACAUUCCCGAGCGAACGUUUGUCACCGAGUACGUCGGUGAAAUCAUUACGUCCGACGAGGCAGAGAAACGUGGACAAAAAUACGACAAAGAACGACUCAGUUAUCUCUAUGACAUGGAUGUGCCAGGCGAUCGAUCCGGUGAAUUCUGCAUCGACGCAAUGGAAUAUGGCAAUGAGUCGCGAUUCAUCAAUCAUUCAUGUGAUCCAAAUAUUAAGAAUAUUAUGUUUAAUGAUUCUGAUGAUCCAAGAUUUUUAAGAUUUAUUUUCUUUAGUAAAAGACCGAUAAAGAAAGGAGAGGAGUUAACGAUUGACUAUAAUUAUCAGAUACCGGAAAACAAUACACUAAGAUCAAAUACAAGUCGUAAUGAUAUACCUUGUUAUUGUGGUUCCUCAAAAUGUAGAAAAUGGUUAUGGAGAGCUCCUCCAACAUAA
This is a messenger RNA of Heterostelium album PN500, 3030 nucleotides long. RefSeq lists its product as uncharacterized. The transcript is spliced from 4 exons. NCBI's taxonomy places the organism in Eukaryota, Evosea, Eumycetozoa, Acytosteliales, Acytosteliaceae. Gene Ontology annotation, molecular function: protein binding. The coding region runs from base 1 to 3030 and encodes 1009 amino acids. The record is from RefSeq and is a predicted model, not a curated record.